This is a messenger RNA of Brassica oleracea var. oleracea, 498 nucleotides long. RefSeq lists its product as uncharacterized. Bases 1 to 498 code for a protein of 165 amino acids. The record is from RefSeq and is a predicted model, not a curated record. The transcript is spliced from 5 exons. NCBI's taxonomy places the organism in Eukaryota, Viridiplantae, Streptophyta, Magnoliopsida, Brassicales, Brassicaceae.
AUGCUGGAACUCGAUGUUGUUCUACCACGGUACCAGCCGUUUAAUGGAUAUACAUCACCCUUCGACUUUAUUUUACCACCGUACAAACAGUUUCAUGGAUCAUCAAAUUAUGUUGGAGUUUGUAAACGUCCUCCUCCCCAAGAGCUGAUUCCCAUUAAGGAGGCCGAGGCAGAGCUCGAAAACUUGCACCUUCCUAGUUCUGAAGAGGAGGAUUUUGAUGCUGUCCUACCACUGGAUUUAAUGAUAUCACCAUCAUUGAAUCCGGACUCUACACCAGAUUAUGACUUCUUCAAUUAUCCUCAGUUCAGUGCUCCUUGUCAAGUAACUUAUACUCCCACUCCUCCCGGCGGUCACUUGGUUUUGUCUUACAACAGCCGUAAUGAUGCUUUUUAUGCGGAGCCUCUGCUCUGCGCCAAAAUUGGACUUCAUUGCUACAAUCUCGAAAAUGGGACUAACUUUGAACGUUUGGGUGUGCCUGAAGCUGUGCCUGAACAUUAA